AUGGCCCUGCAGUUGCUGGCUUUGAGGUUUCUCCUGGUCUUUGUAUCUCUGCUGGCCGCGCAGGGCCAGGAAGAACCUGAUCCCAAGGUCCAAGGAGUGCUCUGGGAAACAGAAAUGUGCCAAAGGCCUCUAUGGGACCCAAGACUCCAGAUGGCACCAGACCAGGAGAGUUACAAGAAGAAUGAAGAAGUGGUGCUGAGCUGCCCUGAGGGUUUCCAGCCAUCCUUCACCCAGGUCAAAUGUUCAAGUGAAGUCCAGUCAAUCAGCCUUGGGAAACCUGUAUACAGAGAAGUUUGGCGUGGAAGGGACAGCAGAGGUAGUUGGAUCCGCAUCCGGUCCAAUGUGGAGUGCAUUGAGGUCCUCCAGGUUGUUCCCGGGACUUUGGAGAUUUCCAGCACCAGCAUCAAGCUGAACUGGACCUGCACGCUACUCAAUGUCUGCCAGCAGAUGCAGGCCACGUGCCGUCUGGCCAUGCCUUCCUCCCCUCCCUGUGAGGCUGAGGAGGUGAAGGGAGAGGAGAUGCUACACGGCCAGGGGGGAACAUUCACCUGUUCCCCUCUGCAGCCCUUCACUGAAUACAGUGUCACCGUCUCCCUGCCCCCCAGCACGAUCCUUUUUGCAUGGUUGGUCAGGACAGAGGAAACAGUGCCGGACAAACCAGAGAAGCUGUGGCUGGAUUCCAACACAGGGUCCCUCAUGUGGACUCCACUGCCCUCCUGCCAAGGAGAGAUCAUUGGAUACCAGCUGAACAUCACCACGAGGAGCACGCAGGACAGUGGCUUCCUGGAGGUGGAGAGGCUGGGGCUGAGCAGCUCCGUCACUGAGCACCCACUGACCCAGCACAGCCCUGGCAGCAGCUACGUGGUGACGAUUCAGGGUCUCACAGCCGCCGGAGCCGGGGCUGCGUCGCUGUGGGAGUUUCAGACCAACGGGUCAGACACCUCACACCCUCUCAACAUUGGCUGCCGCAGCGUCCAUGACGUCUCCCCAUCCCAAGGGACUGCUGUGCUUCCCCUCCACCCCAUCGCCCGUCCCCCCGAGGCCGUGAGGGAGCACCAGCUCAUCGUGGCCGUGGCCCACAACGGCACGGUGGUGGAAGGCGCCUGCUCGGGGGAGCCGCAGCCCUUCAACGCCAGCCGGCAGCCCAGUACCUACGUGGCUGCCGUGCUCAACCUCACCGGCCCCACGGACUUUGUGCUGGGUGAUGGGACCCGCGGACAGGGCUACCACAACGCUGCCCUCCGGCCGGGCUGGGACUACAUGGCCCUUCUCCGCCUCAUCCGCCACUCGCAGCAGGCAGAGAAGUUCACCUGCAUCUGCUACAGCUUCUCUCUUGUUGCAGGGCAGCAUCCGGGCCCAUGGCGUGGGACUGUGAUUGGGGUGGUUGUGCUGUUGGCACUCCUUCUCGUGUCUGCAGGGAUCCUAUGGUUUGUGCUUUCCAGGAAAAGGAAGUCUUUUCCCAGCAAAGCUAAGGAGGAUAAUUAA
Molecule: messenger RNA, 1485 nt
Organism: Charadrius vociferus (killdeer)
Lineage: Eukaryota; Metazoa; Chordata; Aves; Charadriiformes; Charadriidae
Exons: 10
Coding region: 1-1485 (494 amino acids)
Molecular function (GO): protein binding
Source: RefSeq, a predicted model, not a curated record